AUGCAGGAUGUUCAAAAUACGUUUAUGACACCUCUAAUGAGUGCAUCCCAAAGUCUUAAUACCAACCUUUAUAAAAAUGGAUCUCAUAGUGUGGACGCUAAUGUAUUUAAAUCACAAAAUAGUCUUGCCAAUGGAUUUCAAUUUGAACGCAAUGGUGGUGGCCUUUCAUGUGCUCAUGCUAAUGGACAUGGUGCCAGCUUGACACAGAGCAGUAUUCCUAACUUUGGUAAACAGUUGGAAUUUGGUGGAAAGGCAAAUUUAUGGUCAUCACAAGAUCGUAAUACUCGUUUGGAUUUAAGUGGAACCGCAUCAAAAUGGAUGAGUGGGCCAUUCAGUAAUCAAAAGACCGACUUUGGUGGAAAUUUGGGUCUAACACACUAUUUCGGUUAAAAUUAAUUUACUUUUCACUUUGAUUGUAUUUAUUUAAUUUUUAUA
This is a messenger RNA of Teleopsis dalmanni, 435 nucleotides long. RefSeq names its product attacin-C-like. Gene Ontology annotation, cellular component: extracellular region. The record is from RefSeq and is a predicted model, not a curated record. The coding region runs from base 1 to 390 and encodes 129 amino acids. The transcript has 2 exons. Lineage: Eukaryota; Metazoa; Arthropoda; Insecta; Diptera; Diopsidae. Gene Ontology annotation, biological process: defense response to bacterium.